This is a messenger RNA of Pneumocystis murina B123, 858 nucleotides long. Its product is annotated as thioredoxin. The coding region runs from base 1 to 858 and encodes 285 amino acids. Lineage: Eukaryota; Fungi; Ascomycota; Pneumocystomycetes; Pneumocystales; Pneumocystaceae. The record is from RefSeq and is a predicted model, not a curated record. The transcript is spliced from 5 exons.
AUGGUUGUUCAAGAAAUUCAAACUUCUCAGGAUUAUGAUCGAAUUGUUUAUAAUACGAACAAUAUUGUUGUUGUUGAGUUUUAUGCUUCUUGGUGUGGGCCAUGCAAAGCAAUUGCACCUGUUUUUAUAACCUUAAGUGAACAUCCGAAAUUUUCAGAUAUUAUUUUUAUCAAAGUAAAUGUUGAUCAUCUGAGAGCUGUUGCAUCUAAGGCUAGAAUUAGUUCUAUGCCUACUUUUGUUGUUUUUAUGAAUGGAACAGAAGCUGAACGAAUAUCAGGUGCAAAUCGCCAACAAUUAGAGUUUAUGAUUGAAAAAUAUUCAAAUAUGGCUGUUUCAGUGAAAGGAAAAGAGUCAAAAGAUAUGAAAGGGUUUUAUCCUUUGGAUUGUUUUGUAGAUAUUCGUCAGUUGGAUUGUUUAAAUAUGGAUAAGAAAUAUCCUUCUAAAUGUAUUUUUGAAAAAGAAGGAUAUCUACAGUCGGAUGUUGAUGAACAAUUACUAUUAUACAUUCCUUUUAAAUCCACCGUUCGUAUUUAUUCGUUGAUAUUAGAGUGUAAAAAUCAAAAACAAGCACCAUCUUGUCUUUCUCUAUAUAUAAAUAUGACUUCUCUUCCAUCAUUUGAUGAUGUAUCAGAUUCAGGAAUUAAGCCGACUCAGCGUAUUGAAGAAAUUUCAUAUGAUGCAGACGGUCUUGUGACAAUACCACUUAGAUUUGUUAAAUUUCAGCGAGUAGUUAGUCUUGUUCUUUUUGUAGAAGCAAAUCAAGAUGACGAGACUUCACGAAUUGAUAAGUUGACAAUAGUCGGCGAAACAAUAGAAGAAGCGGUUAAUAAUGGGAUCGUGCAAAAAAUGGAAGAAUAG